GCCAAAAAAAAACCUCAAAUUUGGCCUCUCGAUUUAGUUUUUGAAAACCUAAUCUCGAUCCUCCGGCGAACUUGACUUCGCCGGCUUAAAUCUCUGCUAGUUAGCGAGUGUUUACUGUUGAAUCGGGCGAAAAAAUGUCGAUGUCGAAGAGUUCGAAGAUGCUUCAGUUCAUCAACUACAGGAUGCGAGUGACGAUCCAAGACGGGAGACAGCUCGUCGGGAAGUUCAUGGCGUUCGACCGUCACAUGAACCUCGUUCUCGGCGACUGCGAGGAGUUUCGUAAGCUUCCGCCAGCUAAAGGGAAGAAGAUCAACGAAGAGCGAGAAGAUCGCCGUACGCUUGGUUUGGUGUUGCUUAGAGGUGAAGAAGUAAUCUCGAUGACUGUUGAAGGACCGCCUCCUCCUGACGAAUCUCGUGCUAAAGCUGGCUCUGCAGCUGCUGUUGCUGGUCCAGGUAUCGGUCGUGCUGCUGGACGUGGUGUACCAACCGGUCCGUUAGUUCAAGCUCAGCCUGGACUAUCUGGUCCGGUUCGUGGUGUUGGUGGACCAUCUCCUGGGAUGAUGCAGCCUCAGAUCUCUCGUCCGCCUCAGCUCUCGGCUCCUCCGAUUAUUCGACCUCCGGGACAGAUGUUGCCGCCGCCUCCUGCUUUUGGUGGUCAAGGUCCUCCUAUGGGAAGAGGUCCUCCUCCGCCUUACGGUAUGAGGCCGCCUCCUCAGCAGUUUUCUGGACCACCGCCGCCUCAGUAUGGGCAAAGGCCAAUGGUUCCUCCUGGUGGUAUGAUGAGAGGACCUCCUCCUCCUCCACCUCAUGGGAUGCAAGGAAUGCCUCCGCAACGCCCUGGAAUGGUUCCUCCUCCUGGUGGGUUUGCUCCACCGCGUCCUGGCAUGCCACCACCGCCACAUAAUCAGCAGCAGCAGUGAUUAGGUUUACAAUUGUGGUGCUUUCAUUGUCGCCUUUCGUAACUUUAGCCUGCAAUCUCUCUGAUCUAUCUUAGCUUGCAAAGUUUGUAGAUUUUGGUGACCAGUGAGUGUUUUUUUGCCUUAUCUUCUUGUGUUUCAUUCCAUUAAACCUGUUUUAUCAUCGCAAUUAACAGCAUAUUUCUUGCCCCA
Camelina sativa (false flax) is the source of this 1109-nucleotide messenger RNA. RefSeq lists its product as uncharacterized. The record is from RefSeq and is a predicted model, not a curated record. NCBI's taxonomy places the organism in Eukaryota, Viridiplantae, Streptophyta, Magnoliopsida, Brassicales, Brassicaceae. Gene Ontology annotation, cellular component: U2 snRNP; U4/U6 x U5 tri-snRNP complex; catalytic step 2 spliceosome. Gene Ontology annotation, molecular function: RNA binding; snRNP binding. Gene Ontology annotation, biological process: mRNA splicing, via spliceosome.